AUGUCUUCACAAAGCGAUAUUGAAAAAGCGUCUCAUGACCACGUCGAAGAUUUGGAUCCAGUAGCUCUUCAAGAACUUGAUCCAGAACAUCAUGAAUAUCUUAUGAAAAGACAUGGUUCUAUUCAAUUAGAUCCAUUACCAUCAAGUGAUCCUUUGGAUCCUCUUAACUGGCCAGAUUGGAAGAAAAACUUUGAAAUAUUAUUAAUCGCCUUUCAAACCUUUAGUUCUACAUUUAUGGCAGCAGGUUUAACUCCAGCUUUUGAACCUAUGGCUGAAGCUUAUGGGGUUACUGUUCCAAAAGCAUCAUAUUUUACUUCUGCUCAAAUUGCUGUAUUGGGAGUUAUGCCUCUUGUUUGGGUUCCUUUGAUGAAUUGUUAUGGUAGAAAUGGUUUCUUGACUGUCUCAACUUUAAUUUGUGCUGGUUUGAAUAUUGCAGGAGCCUACUGCCACUCAUAUGGUACACAAAUGGUCACCAGAGUCUUAGUGGCUGUCUUCAUUUCUACUGCAUCUGCUGCUGGUUCAUCUGUCGUUGCUGAUUUAGCUUUCAGUCAUGAAAGAGGUAAGAAAAAUGGAUGGUGGUCAUUAGCUCUUGUUGUUGGUACUCCAGGUGGUCCAUUUGUUUGUGGAUUUGUUCAACAGCAUGCUGGUACUAAAUGGAUUUACUUCCUUUUUGCAAUAAUUAACUUUGUUCAAUUUGUUCUUUGGAUUUUAGCUGAUGAAACUGUAUAUUAUAGACAUGGUUCACAGCCAAACCAAAAGGGAUUACUUAAAUUCUUGGGAAUCUCAAAAAACCCAAAUAAUAAAUUGACAGCUUCUAUUUUCUUUAGACCAUUCAAACUCGUUUCAAACUUCAAUGUUUUAAUGGCCGUCAUUGCUGCUUCUGUCACUUUCUGUUACGCCAACAUUGUUCUUGUUGUCGAGUUACCUCAAGCUAUGGGUAUGUUAUUCAACUUAAAUGCCCAACAACUUUCUUAUCAAUACAUUGCACUUAUAGUUGGUUCUGUUAUUGGUGAAAUCUUAGCCGGUCCACUUUCCGAUUGGUGGAUGAAGAGAAGUACUGCUAAGAGAGGAGGUAAGAGAGUAAUCGUUGAUAGAUUAUGGAUUUCCUACAACGGAUUCAUUUGCGUUAUUAUCGGUUUAAUGGUUUGGGGUGUCUAUUUAUAUAAAGCAGAUCCAGGACAUUGGAAGAUCGCUCCUUUAAUCGGUGCUGCCAUUGCUGCUGCUGGUAACAAUAUUGUUGCAACUGUCCUUGUUACUUUUGCCAUUGAUAGUGCUCCAGAAUUUGCUCCAGAUGUUGGUUUAUUUUUGAAUGUCGUCAGACAAGUCUUCGGUUUUAUUGGUCCAUUUUACUUCCCAUACAUGUUCGAUAACCUUAACUUUGCUGGUUCUGCUGGUUUAAUGUCCGGUCUCGUGUUAGUGUUUGGAGCUGGUGUUAUUAUUAUUGCCCAUUUCCUUGGUCAUAGAAGAGCAUAA
Scheffersomyces amazonensis is the source of this 1473-nucleotide messenger RNA. Its product is annotated as major facilitator superfamily domain-containing protein. The coding region runs from base 1 to 1473 and encodes 490 amino acids. Gene Ontology annotation, cellular component: plasma membrane. The record is from RefSeq and is a predicted model, not a curated record. Gene Ontology annotation, molecular function: transmembrane transporter activity. The transcript has a single exon. Gene Ontology annotation, biological process: transmembrane transport. NCBI's taxonomy places the organism in Eukaryota, Fungi, Ascomycota, Pichiomycetes, Serinales, Debaryomycetaceae.